Molecule: messenger RNA, 1135 nt
Organism: Peromyscus leucopus (white-footed mouse)
Lineage: Eukaryota; Metazoa; Chordata; Mammalia; Rodentia; Cricetidae
Product: aquaporin-12
Exons: 3
Coding region: 172-1023 (283 amino acids)
Biological process (GO): transmembrane transport
Cellular component (GO): membrane; cytoplasm
Molecular function (GO): channel activity
Source: RefSeq, a predicted model, not a curated record
AGCACUUGGCAUUGUGACCGGCGCUGUCACUUGUAAGGGGCACAGGUGUGGUGUUCCCAGUAGCCAGGUGCAUUCUCUUACAGCUCCUCUGUCCUUGGGCCGUGGGGCCAGCCGGCCUCCCACGCGGCACCAGGUCCUUGCUCAGCACGGCCCCUUGCAGAUCCCAGAGCAAUGGCCAGUCUGAACGUGUCCCUCUCUUUCUUUUUUGCCACCUGUGCCCUCUGUGAGGUGGCCAGGAGGGUCUCAAAAGCCCUGCUCCCAGCGGGUACCUACGUCACUUUUUCCCGGGAGGCCCUGGGUGCGGCCCAGCUGGCAGCCUGCUGCCUAGAGAUGCGAGUGUUGGUGGAACUCGGCCCCUGGGCUGGGGGCUUCGGGCCCGACCUGUUGCUGACCCUGCUCUUCCUGCUCUUCGUGGUGCACGGGGUCACCUUUGACGGGGCCUCCGCCAACCCCACUGUGGCCUUCCAGGAGUUCCUCAUGGCGGAGGCCUCGCUGCCCGGCACCCUGCUGAAAGUGGCGGCCCAGGUGCUGGGCGCGCAGGCCGCCGCCGCCCUGACGCACCGCUGCUGGGCCUGGGAACUCAGUGACCUGCACUUGCUGCAGAGCCUCAUGGCUGUGCACUGCAGCUCGACCCUGCGCACCUCCGUGCUGCAGGGCACGCUGGUGGAGGGCGCCUGCACCUUCUUCUUUCAUCUGAGCCUCCUCCGCCUGCAGCGCAGCCUUCUUGUCUACAGGGUACCGGCCCUGGCGCUGCUGGUCACGGUCAUGGCCUACACAGCUGGACCCUACACCUCUGCCUUCUUCAAUCCUGCCCUGGCUGCCUCUGUCACAUUCCACUGCUCUGGGAACACCUUGCUGGAGUAUGUCCAUGUGUAUUGCCUGGGUCCUGUGGCAGGGAUGACCCUGGCUGUCCUACUCCAUCAGGGCCACCUUCCCCGCCUUUUCCAGAGAAAUCUGUUCUACCGGCAGAAAAACAAAUACCGAACUCCCAGGGGGAAGCUGUCCCCAGGUUCCGUGGACUAGCCUUUGUACACCAGGACUGUAGCCACUGGAGUCCAGCUGAGUUGUCUUGCUCACGGAGGCUUCAGCCACCUCCCAAAACUUCUCAGCUCCCCUCCAUGAAAUCAUUUGCCAA